This is a messenger RNA of Penicillium nucicola, 1326 nucleotides long. RefSeq names its product toxin biosynthesis protein. The transcript is spliced from 4 exons. Lineage: Eukaryota; Fungi; Ascomycota; Eurotiomycetes; Eurotiales; Aspergillaceae. The record is from RefSeq and is a predicted model, not a curated record. The coding region runs from base 1 to 1326 and encodes 441 amino acids.
AUGGCGACCUCCAAUUUCCCUUUCCAGGUGACAGAACACACCAUUGAGGGGCAACACAUUCGAGAAUAUCCCCGUGCAACAGCAACCGAAGAUGCACCCCUAAAACUCUUGAUCAAGAAGUAUACGCCCCUUGAUAACCUGAACCCCCAACCUGGUGAUAUUACCCUGAUCGGCUUUCACGGCACCGGAUUUCCCAAAGAGCUCUACGAGCCAUUAUGGGAAGAAAUUCUUGCAAGAAGCAAACAAGAUGAAUUCCGCAUUCGCGCGAUCUGGAUGGCCGAUAGUGCCCAUCAAAACGCGAGUGGAGUUUACAAUGAACAAAACCUGGGAAACAGCCCCUCUUGGCUCGAUCAUUCCCGAGAUGUCCUCCACAUGAUCAACCAUUUCCGCGACGAGAUGCCUCGACCACUCAUGGGCUUUGGACAUAGCCUGGGCGGAGUACAAGCGAUCUUCCUUUCAUUGAUGCAUCCACGACUCUUUACGUCAUUAAUUCUCACCGAGCCUCACAUCACCGACGAGGACAAAGGCCAACGCAAGGACCUCUUGCUGAUGACAAUCAAAGCCAAAGACAAAUGGAACUCCCGAGCAGAAGCCGCAGCAAAAGCGCGUAAAAUGCUCCGAAUCUGGGAUCCGCGUGUGCUCGAUCGCUGGGAGAAGUAUGGGCUGAGAGACCUUCCCACUGCGAUAUAUCCCGAGUCCAAGACGACCAACGGGGAACCUGCAGUAACGCAGACUACGACGAAACACCAAACAGCUCUGAUGUACUAUCGCGAGAACCUCAAGCGUCACAAGCACCUCGGUCUACCAGACGAGGAAGAUGAAAACGAGACCUACGGCCCAAGCCCAGCCCACGAUCCGCUCUUUGUGCCCGACAUGCUUGGCCCGCUGUACCGUGAGCAAAGACAUUACCGGGCCGAACCAUUGCUGGCAGCUCAGUUACUUCCGUAUCUACGACCAUCGGUGUUCUACCUCAGCGCGGCCAAGUCCGAGCUGACUCUGACGGGACUCCAGGAAUGGGCUGCGAAGCGGACGGGUACUGGGUUUGGUGGAAGUGGCGGUAUGCAGUCUGGCAAAGUGAAGCAUGUUGUUAUUGAGAAGGCUUUCCAUACGCUUCCAUUGGAGAAGGUUGCCAAAACUGCUUCUGAGAUGGGGCCUUGGAUGGCGCAGGAGUCGCGGCGGUGGAAGGAUGACGAGAAGCGCAUUGCUGAUGGAUGGGAGGGGCUUUCUGUUAAGGAGAAGUCGACUCUUCCACAUGAAUGGGUGAAUGCAUUGGUUGAGGCAUCUAGUGCUAUUGAAGCUCGCGCGAAAAGGGAGUCGAAGAUUUGA